Messenger RNA from Ambispora leptoticha, 855 nucleotides. The record is from the annotation of a GenBank genome assembly. NCBI's taxonomy places the organism in Eukaryota, Fungi, Glomeromycota, Glomeromycetes, Archaeosporales, Ambisporaceae.
AUGAAUCAGAGCCAUGUCGUUUCUAGCCACGAAGUAGCCAUCUCCGGUAGUAAUCUAACACCUGAAUUGCUAAAUUUAACCUUAUCGCAAAACGAUGCCAUUAUGCACGAUAUAGGAGCUAAUAUUAUUCUUGAGCGUGAAAAGAGAAAUGCCGGGAAAAAUUAUGUAAUAGAAGGCGUCAAAGUUCUUAAUGAAGCAAGGUUCUCCAGUUCCGAUGAAGUUAUUUCCACUAUAAAUAAACGGCAUCCUGAGGUUCAAGCUAGUGGAAACGAAGAUGCUUCGUACAAACGCCAAAGUCUCCAAAUCGAAAAAGUAAAUAAUGAACCACCACGAACACCUGAACACCAAAUAUAUCAACCAGAACAAAAUCAACGUCGAACGAGAACUGGAAAAAAAGUAGGUGGUUAUUAUGAAUUAGGUUCCAAUUUAUCUGAAGAAGAUGACGAUUACAACAAAGAUAAUGUAGAAAAUAAAAAGACGGGUCCGUUCCCCCUCACUGAGGAACACCGACAGAUAAUUGAGCAAACAUUUAAUGGUAUGAAAAAGGAAAGAAUGUGGAGACUUUCAACAGGAAAAUAUGUCGAGGAAGAAUUAUUCGAAUUGGGGAAGAAGUUAAAAUUUGAGCAUGCCGUUCAUUCCUUUAUUUUGGAUGUCGAUGACGGGAUAAUUAACCAGCAUUUCAACGAGGCAGAACUAGAUGAAAUUGAUUACGCCCCUGGCCCACAGGUACCCGAGCUCUCAGAAGAAAUCACUGGAUUUCUAAACAAAUUCGUCGACAAGGUAAUACUUCAUUUAUAUGUUACUGACAAAGAUAUAUGUACCGCGACAAUUUAUCAAUCUCUUUUCCUGUUGUAG